UAAAUACGCAUGCGCACUACAGACCAUCCUUCUGAUUUCUGCUUGCACUGCCACGUUAGUAGCGCGGUAGACACAAACUACCAAGCUACUAAACCCAAUCCUGAGCAAGAAUUGACAAGCAAAUUGAAAGACUCAACUUUUCAUCUAAAAAUUAGUCCGCCCAAUUUUGUUUUCAGCUGGAGAACACUCCCUUAGGCAAAAAUGCUCAAGUUUUUCGUCCUGUGCACGUUAGCUGUAGCCAGUCGGGCUGAGAUCGCUGAAGAAGACGAUGUUCUGGUCCUCAAGAAGAGUAACUUCGACGAGGCUCUCGCAGCGCACCCAGACAUUCUGGUAGAAUUCUAUGCCCCAUGGUGUGGUCACUGCAAGGCCCUUGCUCCAGAGUAUGCCAAGGCCGCUGGCAUGCUGAAGGCGGAGGGUUCAGAGAUCCGCCUGGCUAAGGUUGACGCAACUGAAGAGACUGAUCUGGCCCAGGAGUUUGGCGUCCGUGGAUACCCCACCAUCAAGUUCUUCAAGGGAGGAGACAAGGAAUCCCCCAAAGAGUACUCGGCUGGAAGGCAAGCAGAUGACUUUAUCAAUUGGCUAAAGAAGCGCACAGGCCCCUCUGUCACCACCUUGGCUGAUGUCACGGCUGCACAGGCGCUGAUAGCUGACCAUGAGGUUGUGGUGAUUGGAUUCUUCAAGAAUUUGGAGUCUGCUGGGGCCGUGGCCUUCAAAAAAGCAGCGGAAGCAGUCGAAGACAUUCCCUUUGGGAUAACCUCAGAUGAUGCCGUUUUCACCAAGUUUGAGGUCUCCCAAGAUGGUGUUGUUCUCUUCAAGAAGUUUGAUGAAGGACGCAACACCUUUGAUGGUGACCUUACCAAAGAAACCAUCCUGUCUUUUGUCAAAGCCAACCAGCUCCCUCUCGUCAUUGAAUUCACUGAGCAGACUGCUCCUAAAAUCUUUGGGGGUGAGAUCAAGUCCCACAUUCUCAUGUUUCUGCCAAAAGCAGCCUCAGACUUCCAGGAGAAAAUGGACCAGUUUAAGAAAGCCGCAGAGUCAUUUAAAGGGCAGAUCCUGUUCAUUUUCAUCGACAGCAGUCUGGAUGACAACCAGCGCAUUCUGGAGUUCUUUGGUCUGAAGAAGGAAGAGUGCCCAGCCAUCCGCCUUAUCACCCUGGAAGAUGAGAUGACAAAGUACAAGCCAGAGAGCAACGCAAUCACCGCAGAAGGCAUUGUUGAAUUCUGCACACGAUUUACCGAAGGAAAACUGAAGCCUCACCUGAUGAGCCAAGACAUCCCCGAAGAUUGGGACAAAACACCUGUCAAGGUUCUGGUUGGCAAAAACUUUGAGGAGGUCGCCUUUGAUCCCAAGAAGAACGUCUUUGUUGAAUUCUAUGCCCCUUGGUGUGGCCACUGCAAGCAGCUGAAUCCCAUCUGGGAAAAGCUGGGAGAGAAGUACAAGGACAGUGCCGACAUCAUUGUGGCCAAGAUGGAUUCAACAGCCAAUGAGAUCGAGUCCGUCAAAGUCCACAGUUUCCCUACUCUGAAAUUCUUCCCUGUGGGAGAAGAACGCAAGGUGAUUGACUACAAUGGGGAGAGAACACUGGAAGGUUUCAUCAAGUUCCUGGAGAGCGGUGGUCAGGAGGGAGGUGCCCCCGCUGGAGAUGAUGAUGAUGACGACGGUGAUGAUGAUGAUGGCGACGACAUUGAGGAUUCGGAUGAUGUGGACGAGGGUGAGGACUCUGACGGCGAGGACAACAGACACAUCGAGCUGUAAAAAGUUGCUGGAAAAGUACCGCUCCGCCCCCACGUACCACUCACCUACACUACUUUCACUCAUCCUAAUAGACUGUCCCUCUUCGGCGACCAUUGUUUCUUGUCUAGCUGCCUGCCAGUCCACCAGCCGGCCCACAGCUUGGCCAGUCUGUAUAUCUCUUCACGAUUUCUCUUUCCAGACAGGUUUUGUUCUGUAUGGGGGAGGGGCACACAGAACACACCACCUUCAUGAUGCUGAUACCUCUGUAGAACGCCAUGCCAAAUUCCCCCCCCCCCCCCCCUCUCUUUUAUUGAUGUGUGGAAAACUGGCAUUGAGAUCCAUUUCACAAAAUGGUAAAAACAAUUCCUGCUCCCCCAAGAAUGUACACCUUAGCAUUUAUCAGGAGUCUAUUUUGUUCCAAGGGUUUAGUAUGAUAGCUUUUGUAAGGAUUGAUCGCUCAGGGGACAAAUUAAUUACCUGUUAUUUUUCACUAAAAUGAUUCGUCAGUGUAGCACCCCCCUUCUCAUAUGUAGCUAAAACCAAUAUCUGAACAUCCUUGUAAGUGGUGGCGGAGUCUACUUUCUUUCAACCGUGUCACCCCCCCCCCCCAAAAUACAACUCCUCAAUUUGCAUGGGGACUACUGACUAUUUUCUAAAAGGAACAAAUGCUAACUUUGGGGUGGAGGUGGAAAAACAAGUUUUAUUUAAUUGCUUUAACUAUGAGUUUUGUUUUUUAAUUUAGGGUUAUUUUUUUAAUGUUUGACCGUUGUGCCCAGUUGUAGCCAGUUGGCCUUGCUGGGGCAGAGUUGGCACUUGGACACGCACUCAGGCCGUGGAUGUUUUUCAUUUGGGAGCCAGUUUUGAAAAGUCGCACUGUGUUCAUGCUUCUUUGGAGAUUCUUUAUGGUUACUAAAGCAGACAGAUGUGCUCCAUUAGUUGUUGGUCCCCGGCAAGCAUUUGUUAAUCUGAUAGGGGCGGAAAGGGCAGUUGCACAGCACCACCACCUUUCUCAUACUGUACCCUCUGUAUUCACUUCGCUCUACUUAUACACUACGUUUGUUUGUGUGUGUAUGUGAGCGUGCGCGUGUGUUUGAGGGCUUUCAAUGGCUAAUUUUCCUUGUAAGGUUGAUAAAAUUUAUGUAUGAUGCUGCAUGAGUAGAGUGAGGUAAUACAUCUGUACAGACAUCUGUACAGCAGUGGAGGAUACUUAAAGCAUUCCAUCAUAUCCAGAUUGAUGUGGAAAAUGUGACAUGGUGGCCAAUAAAUAAAUCUAAAACACCUUUA
This is a messenger RNA of Syngnathus acus (greater pipefish), 3018 nucleotides long. RefSeq names its product prolyl 4-hydroxylase, beta polypeptide (gene p4hb). The transcript is spliced from 11 exons. Gene Ontology annotation, biological process: protein folding; response to endoplasmic reticulum stress. The record is from RefSeq and is a predicted model, not a curated record. NCBI's taxonomy places the organism in Eukaryota, Metazoa, Chordata, Actinopteri, Syngnathiformes, Syngnathidae. Gene Ontology annotation, molecular function: protein disulfide isomerase activity. Gene Ontology annotation, cellular component: endoplasmic reticulum. Bases 202 to 1755 code for a protein of 517 amino acids.